CAACGCUAAGAGAUCCGCCGAGGAAUAGGAAGUGACGUAAGGGUGGCGGAGGAGCGCGAGGUUUCAAGAUGGCGGUGGCUGGGUGGUUGACCGAGAGGCAGAGGUGAAGGCCCCUACGAAGUAAAAGAGGCUGGGAACCGCCCCCUACCCGCUUCUCGCAAUCCUGGGAGCCCAACAGUAGUGUUUUUCUUUUUUUAAUGAAUAAGUGAACCAUACAAAUUGUCAACAUGGGACGGAGAUCAACAUCAUCCACCAAGAGUGGAAAAUUUAUGAACCCUACAGACCAAGCCCGAAAGGAAGCCCGGAAAAGAGAAUUAAAAAAGAACAAAAAGCAGCGCAUGAUGGUUCGAGCUGCAGUUUUGAAAAUGAAAGAUCCAAAACAGAUUAUCCGUGACAUGGAGAAACUGGAUGAAAUGGAGUUUAACCCAGUACAACAGCCACAGCUAAAUGAGAAAGUACUGAAAGACAAGCGUAAAAAGCUACGUGAAACCUUUGAACGUAUUCUACGACUAUAUGAAAAAGAGAAUCCAGAUAUUUACAAAGAACUGAGAAAGCUAGAAGUAGAAUAUGAACAGAAGAGGGCCCAACUUAGCCAAUAUUUUGAUGCCGUCAAGAAUGCCCAGCAUGUGGAAGUAGAGAGUAUUCCUUUGCCAGAUAUGCCUCAUGCUCCUUCCAACAUCUUGAUCCAGGACAUUCCACUUCCUGGGGCCCAGCCUCCCUCCAUCCUUAAGAAGACCUCAGCUUAUGGACCUCCAACUCGAGCAGUUUCUAUCCUUCCUCUUCUUGGACAUGGUGUUCCACGUUUGCCCCCUGGCAGAAAACCACCUGGCCCUCCGCCUGGCCCACCUCCUCCCCAAGUUUUACAGAUGUAUGGCCGUAAAGUGGGCUUUGCUCUAGAUCUUCCCCCACGAAGGCGGGAUGAAGACAUGUUAUAUAGUCCUGAACUUGCUCAACGGGGCCACGAUGAUGAUGUUUCCAGCACUAGUGAAGAUGAUGGCUAUCCUGAAGACAUGGACCAAGAUAAGCAUGAUGACAGUACUGAUGAUAGUGACACUGAUAGAUCGGAUGGAGAAAGUGAGGGGGAUGAGUAUGUGCACCGUGAUGACAGUGAGCGAGACAACACUGAAGAGAAAAAGUCAGGUCUGAGUGUACGAUUUGCAGAUAUGCCUGGAAAAUCAAGGAAGAAAAAGAAGAACAUGAAGGAGCUGACACCUCUUCAAGCUAUGAUGCUUCGAAUGGCAGGUAAG
Castor canadensis (American beaver) is the source of this 1247-nucleotide messenger RNA. It is a transcript of the gene Wbp11, whose product is annotated as WW domain binding protein 11. Gene Ontology annotation, cellular component: spliceosomal complex. Lineage: Eukaryota; Metazoa; Chordata; Mammalia; Rodentia; Castoridae. Gene Ontology annotation, biological process: RNA processing. The record is from RefSeq and is a predicted model, not a curated record.